Messenger RNA from Lactuca sativa (garden lettuce), 2817 nucleotides. RefSeq names its product protein MICRORCHIDIA 7. Gene Ontology annotation, cellular component: nucleus. NCBI's taxonomy places the organism in Eukaryota, Viridiplantae, Streptophyta, Magnoliopsida, Asterales, Asteraceae. The record is from RefSeq and is a predicted model, not a curated record. Gene Ontology annotation, molecular function: ATP hydrolysis activity.
AGCUUUUAUCGAAUUCGUUUCUGUUGUUUUAUAGUGAAUAGUUACUUGGUUUUGAACGGAGUGAUUCAUGAUCGUGGCGUCCUGGGGCCGUACCACGCAACCGAACUGAUUAUACAACCACCGGUCCACGACCACAUUUAGGUGAACUACUUUUCUCAUCUCUGCCGUCAAUCGACACAACUACUCCGGUUUUGUUUCUAGGACAGUCGUUCUGCCAAUGGCUGGCGUUAAAGUUAAGCACGAAAUCCUGGAGGAAUUGAACGGUGACGACAGUGACAAUACGAAAACGAAGGAUGUUUCGGGAGCUCCGGUGAUUGAUAUUGAUAGUUCCGAUGACGAUUCCUGUUCAUCUGGCGAUGGAAUUAAAAAUGGCAAGAGGUCUAGGGUUUCGAGAGGUGUUGACGAAGUUCAUAGUAACAAAAAGAAUAAAUCUGCGGAUGGUGUGACCCUUCCCGCAGGUUUUCUAGAUCGUUUGCCGCCUAAGGAUGCGGCAUUGCAAAAUAAGAAGGGAAAUAUUGUUUCGUCGGAACGGAACUGUAAGCAGUUUUGGAAAGCUGGCGAUUUCGAAGGAGGUUCCGGAUCUUCCAGAUCUUCCGGUGGUGGUUGGGAUGCACCCGCAGGUGGUAUAGAUCAUUUAAGGGUUCAUCCAAGAUUUCUGCACUCCAAUGCAACUAGUCAUAAAUGGGUUCUUGGAGCUUUUGCAGAACUUCUGGACAAUUCACUAGAUGAGGUCUGUAAUGGUGCUACUUAUGUCAAGAUUGAUAUGCUAACAAACAAGAAAGAUGAUAACAGAAUGUUGCUGAUUGAAGAUAAUGGUGGUGGGAUGGACCCAGAUAAAAUGCGUCUAUGCAUGUCUCUUGGCUUUUCUUUGAAAAGCAAGAUCAAAGAUGCUAUUGGACAAUAUGGGAAUGGUUUCAAAACAAGCACCAUGAGGCUUGGAGCUGAUGUUAUUGUCUUCUCUCGAUGCUCUGGGAAAAACGGAAAUAGGCCUACACAAAGCAUUGGUCUAUUGUCCUACACAUUUCUUCGGAGCACAGGAAAGGAAGACAUUGUAGUUCCCAUGCUUGAUUAUGAAAGACGUGAUCGAGAAUGGAAGAAGAUGAAACGAGCAUCAGCAAGUGAUUGGGAUAAAAACGUCGAGGCAAUGGUACAAUGGUCUCCUUUUUCAAGUGAAGCAGACCUCUUGAAACAAUUUGACAAGAUGAAAGAUCAAGGCACUCGCAUAAUCAUUUACAAUCUGUGGGAAGACGAUCAAGGCCAAUUAGAGCUCGAUUUUGAUGCCGAUAAACAUGAUAUUCAAAUUCGAGGUGUUAAUAGAGAUGAGAAAAGUAUAGAAAUGGCAACACAGUAUCCCAACUCUAGACACUUCCUUACAUAUCGCCACUCUCUCAGGAGUUAUGCAUCGAUUCUGUAUCUAAGAGUUCCUCCUUGCUUCCGGAUGAUUCUGCGUGGGGUUGAUGUGCAACAUCAUAAUAUUGUAAAUGAUAUGAUGAUGACAAAUGAAGUGACAUAUCGUCCACAGCCUGGUCUUGAUGGGGUUCCCAAGGACUUAAAUAUGGUUGCUACAGUUACUGUGGGAUUUGUAAAGGAUGCAAGGGCUCAUAUCGAUGUACAAGGAUUCAAUGUUUAUCAUAAAAACAGACUCAUCAAGCCAUUUUGGAGACUUUGGAAUGCUGCAGGAAGUGAUGGUCGUGGUGUCAUAGGUGUAUUGGAGGCUAAUUUUGUUGAACCAGCUCAUGACAAACAAGGGUUUGAACGCACCAAUGUUCUUUCAAGACUCGAAACACGCCUCGUUCAUAUGCAGAAGACAUACUGGAAUGCAUACUGUCACAAAAUUGGGUAUGCGCCACGUCAGCACAAGAAUAAACCGGAAGACCUAGAACCUUCUCCUAAUUACAGAGAUGACCCUUCUUCUAAAAAGAAGAAUAAGAUACAUGGUGUAGGUGUUGGCUCUUCUGAAUCAACAUCACCUAUGUUUCAAAACAUGCGUGAUAAUGAUUUGAAAACAAACAUGACUCCUAAACAUGCAAAUGCAAAUGGAGAUUAUUAUUCUCAGAGAGAUUCAUCAGGUCAAAAGACUCGUUUGGUUUCAGCUCUUGAGGUCAGGCAUCCAGAUUAUUCUCCAAUCCAAAAAGGAAUGCAAGUUGUGACACGUGUUCCUGGUGGUGUUAAUGGAAAUGAAACUGCUCUUUCAAAUAAUGACACUCAGAGGUUGAAUCAAUUGGUUGAAGAAAACCGUGAGUUGAAGGAAAGAUUGAAAAGACGUGAAGAAGAGGUAUUAGGUAAUCUGCUUCAGGAUCUAGAAUCUGAAAAGAAUCGUUGCAAAACACUUGAAGCACAGAUUGAAGAGGAAAAACACAAAUAUGAUGUUUUAAACAGGGAGCAAGAAAGUAUCAUUGCUAUAUUUACAGAGGAGAGAGAACGUAGAGACUCUGAGGAGCAAACACUGAGAAAGAAGUUGAAGGAAGCGGAAGCUACAAAUAAGAACUUGGUGGAAAAGGUGACACAGUUGCAGUUGGAGAAGAUGAAGAGUCAGGGGCGCAAGUGGGGCCAGUAGGAGGAGCACACAAUGUAUGUAACGUCUGCUAGUGUCUGUUAUUGCAUACUUUGCAGAUGUUUUAGAGUUUUUUAUUUUAUUUUAUUUUAGAAGGUAUGGAUGGUUUCAGUUUGUAUGAAAAAUGGAAGGGUUGUUACUUGUUAUGGUUGUAUCUACUUGCUACCACGCUGUUUGCUUAAGUCACGUGUCAUGAUUUGUUGCUUAUUUAUGGGAUAGUGAUUGCUCAUAAUAUGUUUCAAAUUAAAGAAAGAGUUAUUGUA